Messenger RNA from Oncorhynchus mykiss (rainbow trout), 5768 nucleotides. Its product is annotated as KIT proto-oncogene, receptor tyrosine kinase. Gene Ontology annotation, cellular component: signaling receptor complex; plasma membrane. NCBI's taxonomy places the organism in Eukaryota, Metazoa, Chordata, Actinopteri, Salmoniformes, Salmonidae. Gene Ontology annotation, molecular function: growth factor binding; transmembrane receptor protein tyrosine kinase activity; ATP binding. The record is from RefSeq and is a predicted model, not a curated record. Gene Ontology annotation, biological process: positive regulation of MAP kinase activity; positive regulation of receptor signaling pathway via JAK-STAT; B cell differentiation.
CAGUUGAUCCUAGUACUUCAACGCAAUACCCCGCUGCUGCACUGUGUCUUUAAGACAUUCAACUGCAUGUAGCAAGCCUUCACUCAGCCAUUUACAAGCGCGAGCACUUCAGAGAGUAGACACUGAUAAAGCACCGCAAUAUAGAUGGAAUUGUAAUAAUGGAAUACCACUGGGUACUGUUUUCUGUCUUGUUGCAGUUAACCUUCCAAACAGGCAGCUCCAGGCCCACCAUCACCCCCAGCAACCCCUACCUGGUCAUUCCACUCAAUGCCCCCUUCAGUCUGCGUUGCCAGGGUGACCAGGUGAUGCGGUGGCAGAGGGAGGACCGUCCAAAGCUGAGGGGCGAGGUGCGGAGUAAUGGGGCGUCCGACCUGGACAUCCCCAAAGCUCAGCCUGUCCACAUGGGCCGAUACAUCUGCCUGGAGGAGAGCAGCGGAGAGCAGAGCUCUGUCUACGUCUUUGUCAAAGAUCCUGAUAAUGCCUUUAGAAAGACUAUGGUGUUCAGUAUCCUAACUCGUGCGGGAGACAGCGCCUCCAUCCCCUGCCUAGCAACUGACCCGGGCGUGGUCAACCUGAGCCUGGAGCCGUGUCAAGGCGGUGCCCUCCCUACUGGCCUCCACUAUGUUGCCAGCCUGGAGCGGGGCAUGGUUAUCUUCGACACUCAGAAGGCCUUCGAGGGCUGUUAUAUCUGCACUGGCAGACUUGGCAGCACCCACGUUAAAUCACAUCACUAUGAUCUGAUUGUGCGCCCAGUCCCAGACGCGGCCCCUGUGAUUGAGAUGCGGGAACCCAAGAGGGUGAUCCUGACACGGGGCCAGACUCUUACCCUGACCUGCAGCACCACCAACGUCAACGGAGACAUCAAGCUGAAGUGGGCCGCACCGCCCGGCACGGAUGCCGUGUGGGCUUCGUAUCCACAGCAACCGGCGGUGGAGAAUGCCUCACGCAUCCUGACUGAGCCCAUCAAACACGUCCGUAGCGCUAGGCUCUACAUCAACUCUGUCAGGGCACGGGAUUCUGGGAGAUAUCGAUGUGAGGGUCAGAAUGAGAAGGGGAUCAACUCUGAGUCAAUCUGGCUGGACGUCUAUGAUAGAGGAUUCAUUCAUCUGACUCCGUCAGACAACGGCACAGUGCGUGUUCGUGCUGGUGAGAGUCUGUCCCUGCAUGUGGACAUGGAAGCCUACCCCAAACCACACACCUUCACCUGGAGCUUCUCAGGCCAGCAGCUCAGGAACACCUCUGACCAUGUCAUCACCACACAGAACCACCAACAUAGGUACAACAUUGUGCUGAGGCUGGUGCGUUUGAAAAUGUCAGAGAGUGGAGUCUACACCUUUUAUGCCUCCAAUGGUGACGCAUCAGUCAAUCAGUCAUUUUCAGUCUACGUAAUCAGUAAACCAGAGAUUGUAUCUCACGAGGGCCCGGUGGACGGACAGGUGCGAUGUGUAGCUAAGGGAUACCCCGCCCCACAGAUCACCUGGUACUACUGUGAACAGCCCUAUAUGAGGUGCUCCCACCAGAUGAAUGCCACUCAGGAGGAGCAGGACAUUGUCACAGUGACAUUGUUGAGUCCCUCCUUUGGGAAGACGGAGGUGGAGAGCAGGCUGAACAUCACCACGGGAAGAUUCCACACGUUGGAGUGUGUGGCCACCGUGGAGGGAGAGCAGGCCUACACACUGUUCUCUAUCAGUGAGAGAACAGUGCCUCAUGAGCUCUUCACCCCUCUGCUGAUUGGCUUUGUGUCAGCAGCAGCCCUCCUCUGUGUCAUCCUCAUAGUGCUCUUCUACAAGUACCUGCAGAAACCCAAAUACCAGAUCCAGUGGAAAGUCAUUGAAGGUAUCCACGGAAACAACUAUGUGUAUAUUGACCCUACCCAGCUCCCAUACGACCACCAGUGGGAGUUCCCCCGGGACAAACUGCGUUUCGGGAAAACGCUGGGCUCCGGAGCCUUCGGGAAGGUGGUGGAGGCUACUGCUUAUGGAAUGUCCAAAGCUGAUACAGUGAUGACAGUGGCAGUCAAAAUGCUCAAACCCAGUGCCCAUGCCACUGAGAAGGAGGCGCUGAUGUCAGAGCUGAAAGUUCUCAGUUACCUCGGAAACCACAUGAACAUCGUCAACCUGCUUGGAGCCUGUACUGUUGGAGGCCCAACCCUGGUGAUCACAGAGUACUGCUGCUUUGGUGACCUCCUGAACUUUCUGAGAAGGAAGAGAGAGACGUUCUUUUGCUCCAAGCUCGGGGACGACUGCUACUACAGGAAUGUCAUGCUGCAGAGGGGAACAGCUACAGCUGGAGACAGCAGGAAUGGCUACGUGGAUAUGAGGCCUUCUGUCACUGGCGUCCUGCCAAAUGGCUUCUCCUCAGAGAAGAGGCGCUCGAUGCGCAAAGCAGGUGGUUCCAGUAGUGAGCCAGAUGUUGUGAGUGAGAUGCUCCAUGAGGACGGUCUCUCUCUGGACACAGAGGAUCUGCUCAGCUUCUCCUAUCAAGUGGCCAAAGGCAUGGACUUCCUGGCUUCCAAAAAUUGCAUCCACAGAGACCUGGCAGCCAGGAACAUUCUCCUGACCCAGGGACGAGUGGCAAAGAUCUGUGACUUCGGCCUUGCUCGUGACAUCACCACUGACUCCAAUUAUGUAGUCAAAGGCAAUGCUCGUCUCCCAGUCAAGUGGAUGUCUCCGGAGAGCAUCUUUGAGUGUGUGUACACAUUUGAGAGUGACGUGUGGUCCUAUGGCAUCUUGCUCUGUGAAAUCUUCUCACUCGGAAGCAGUCCAUAUCCUGGGAUACCUGUGGACUCAAAGUUCUACAAAAUGAUUAAGGAAGGAUACAGAAUGGAUGCACCAGAGUUUGCACCGAGUGAAAUGUAUGAGAUAAUGAGGUCGUGCUGGGAAGCGGACCCCUUUAAGAGACCCUCCUUCAGCAAGGUGGUGGAGAGGAUCGAAAAACAGCUGUCAGACACCACCAAACACAUCUAUCUGAAUUUCAGCUCCAAGUUUCCGGUUACAAUAGGGCCCCAGGGUACCAGUGUGGACCAGGGGACACAGAACGCCAACGUCCUGCGUCUCAACUCGGUGGGCAGCAGCAACGCCUCCACUCAGCCUCUAUUGGCCAGCGCCAGCGACGACGUCUUCCUGGAGGAGAUGGGCACCAGGCUCAGGGUCCACCGGGUGUAAGGCCACGCCCCCAUGAUGGCUGCCCCAUAAAGUGCCUGUUUAGUGCAGCCCAAACACCCCACCACACCUAUCCCAACCAUAUACUAUGUCUAGCAAUUAGCUUUCCCCUUCAGACAGAGGCUUGAAGAAGGACGAGGUCCUCUCGAAACCUCUGCUCCUGGCGCUUUUAGUGCAUGGACGAGACCUGUCACCCACUGUCUCCAUAGUAUCUGGUCCUGUCUCUCACAAGCUUGGAUAUAGUCACACUGUCUUUACUCUCCAGGCCAUUGAGCUACUGUGUAUCACGUUUGUGCUGUUAGAAAUGGACAGUGUAUUUUAUAGCUCCGGAGCAGUGCUUUUUUCUGUGGACUUUUGUCAAUGUUGCUUUCACCGUUUCUAAAUAUGUUUCAUACAGUGUUUAUGUUUGCUUCACAUUUCUGUUGUCAAUGUUAAACUGAAUGACUAUGUUUUUGUUGUCGUUUUGAAUUACGUUUUUUAUCUCAAACUAAAUCAUAUAGCAUGUUUAAUGAUUGGAGCACAAUUAUUAUUUGAGGUGGAGGCACUUAAAUUUGAACAUCAUUCCAGAUGUAGAUAUCAUGUAAUGAAGCUUUCACCUUUUGUCUGCUCCACCUUCCACCCUUUAAGAAUUAAUGUCAGUAUUAUUCCACAUGUUCAGUUUUGGUGACUAUGUGACGGAGAGACAUUCUGUCAGACGUUUCUAGGGCCAAUGGUUUAAAUGAUAUUCAGUGGGCUUAUCACUUGAUUAGAUUGAGAUGUUUUAAGUAUGGUACUAUGACUUCCGCUUUUAGUUGAUGUCCCUGUGUAUAUAUGUACAUAUUGACCUUGGGUAUGACUAGUAAUAAGUGUAUGAUGUGAGAGGUAGCAUUAGCUUAGAUUCCGCCUGGGAGGUUGCCUGCUGGAGAUUUCUUGUAAAUAUGUAAAUAUGCUUCUGGUGUCGGGCACCUCUUCUGUCCUGUAGCGUAUGUGUGACCCUUGUUUACAUUUGUCAUCAGACAGGUACUGCUGUAUCACCGGGGUGUUUGCUUAGUACUGUCUCCAAAGACGGGGGGAGGCUGAAACAGUGCAUGGUUAUAAUGAGCAUACUGUACAAGGAAACAGGCGAUCACUCUUCAAGGUAUUAGCCAUUUGAUCUUUUCUACUCAUACAGAUUGUCAAAGAAGGCUUUCUAUUUUGAGGUAAAGCCAGCGAUGCUUGUUUCAAAUGCCAAUGUGGAGCUUGCAGUACAGACCGACAACCGUUAAGCUAACGGUUCUGAGAAAAAGCCCAUUUGAAAGUUAGAUGUUAGAGGUGUUUAGUCAGACCAGGUCAGACCAGGUCAGACCAGACAUGUCUUAUAGCUCCCAACAGUCCUGUGGAUAGUAGCGUCAGUGCUCCCGUCCCAGCAGUCAGUAGCUGAUUUCUCAGCCAUCCCUCUACUCUUUGUGUCCAGCUGCUUCCUCUGACGGAAGUGCUACUUCCAACAUCUCUCAACCAGGGCUCUGUAUCACUCCAGACUCCCAUCACUAGGACUUCCCUCUUCCCACACUGAGAUAUUGUUGUGAAGAGCACCUGGAAAAUGCUGUCUGAAUGACUGAAAGGGUGUGUGUGUGUUUGUGUUUGUGUGUGUCUGCAUGUGUGCGUCUGUGUGUCUGCAUGUGUGCUAUUUGUAGGUGCCACUGAAUUAAAUGUAUGAAAUUUACCCAACUGUUCAACCCGGUCCUUCCCAAAGCUGGAUAUUUGUAAAUAUGUGUGUGAAUACAAUGUAAGUAAUGUGGAUGCUGUCUUAAUGUUUCAUUUGAUUUUCUAUUGAUAUGGUACAUUUAAUGCACAACUCUGAUAUGCUGUAAUAUGAAAAAUGUCUUACCAGAAAUAGAUACACAGAUACGUACACCCACAUAAUAUUUACUGUACAUCUUCUUCUUUGGAGAUAAGCUGCUUGUUUUUCUGUAGAUGUGGUAACUACUGUAAACGUACUGUUCCUGUACUGUACAUAGUCUUUGUUUGGGCUUUGCUGUAGAAUGUAUUAUUCCUUGUGUAGUGUCAUUUUCCCAUUGGCUUGGCACUAACCAUUGCAUUCUGUCUUCAACAAGCAAGCCAACACAUUUAUUUCUUUUUAAACGCUUAUGGACAGCUUUGCCUUACAAAUCAAGUUGGUUUUCAACCCGAAAACAGGAAUGCCUUGUACUUUCAUGGAAAUGGCAAAUAUUGUCUAAUUUUGCUAAUUACAAGAAAGGACAAGUAGAACUGUAGGGCAAUAACUUACAUCAAUACUCUGCUCUUUCCCUUAUGCCACGUAGAAUAGGAAACAUAAAAAUAGGUAAUUACACAGUAAUAACACUGAGGUUACAUGGUUAUAUCUGUGCCAUGCAUCACGCUGUUAAAAAGCACAAUCAAAAUAUUGUCUGAUUAUCCCUAACAAUUUUACUCUAUAACGGCUGACGGCUGAUACAAUAUGACGGCUGAUACAAUAUAACGGCUGAUACAAUAUGACGGUUGUUUUAGAAAUGUUAGAACAUUUGUAUAUUUCCCUAUACAACGUUUAUUUUGUGCAUUUAGUUGUAUAUUUAUUUUACUAGAGGCAAUGUUUGUUGUGCACAUUUGCAAUGAUGAAAUAAAAUAAACGCA